Molecule: messenger RNA, 1431 nt
Organism: Lingula anatina
Lineage: Eukaryota; Metazoa; Brachiopoda; Lingulata; Lingulida; Lingulidae
Product: growth arrest-specific protein 1-like
Biological process (GO): regulation of cell cycle
Source: RefSeq, a predicted model, not a curated record
AUGGCGCUGUGGACACAGGGUUGUGGGACAAUGAGGGUGGGGCAUGAUAGGAUCAGGCAGAUGGACUCGGGUUUCCAGGUUGAUUUUUANGGGGUGGGCCAGACCUGCACCCCACAUUGCAAGCAGUCUCUCAUAUCUCUACUCUCGACGGACGAUGAAGUGGGCUCCAAGUUUCUUCACUGUGAUUGCAAUGGCAGCCAGUUGUGCCUAGACACUCAAGAGCGUCUGAAGGUGUGUUCCAAGGAUGUGUUGUCUGCGAUGGUGAGCAUAAACGAUGAUCACACCAUCCUCAAUUGUUCUCUAGCUAUGUGGAUAUGCGAAGCGGACACGGCGUGUCUCACAGCUCUAAAACAUUACGGGUACCAGUGUCCUUCGCAGUGGCAAAAGAAGCAGUGCUCUUUCACCUGCAACAAUACACUGGAUAUACUCUAUCGCCAGCAAAAAGCGAAAAAGCUUCGGAAUUGUCACUGUGACAGUAAUGAGCCGUACCCUGAUGGGUACACUUGCCAGGAGACCAAGUAUUACAUUGAUAAACUGUGUUUUCAUCGCGAAACAGUCACUUUAGAUUCCAUGUACUCCAUCAUAGCAGAAACAACUACACCUCAUACCAGUGCAGGGUGGACUUUAAAAUGCCAUUUUAGUGUGUUACUAGUUACUUUUUUAAUACAUCUUAAAUGGGGGAGUAGUGUAACGUAAACCACUUCAGCAUUGUCUUAAGUGUGAGGGUAUUGUCGUAUCCCAAUGAAAUCAAUGGAAAUAGCACUGAACGGAUAUAUAGGUCAGGUGUUAAGUUUACUGGAGUUGAACUGCAGGAAAUAUAUGAAUGAUUGAAACCUAAAGCUAAAGAAAAGAAAAUAUUUUCUACCGGGUUUGUAAAUAUUUGUUUAAGCCAUAAUGUGCACAUGUCGUGUGCUAAGUUUUAGCCUGAGGACUACAAGCUUGGAUGGAUACAAAACAGUCCUGUGUCUGAAUCCUAGAGAGAAUCAGAACCGAGAGGCACAUGAAAGGAUAUUGUGGUAUUUAUGAGGACAAUUGUAUCCCUUUUUAUCCACUAAGUGGGAAUAAUAAUCAUUUUUCUGAUGGCACUGUCGAAUAAUGGUCCAUCAGCUAUUUUCUUAAUUUAUGAUUAGAGAUUAUAGAUAUAUGUGAGACAUAAAACAUUAGUACUUUUCACUGCGUGGAAAAUAUUCAAACUGUUAUGGAAUUGAUGGUGGGAAGGCUUAAUCAUAUAAUGGAAAGGCAUGAGAUGUAUCUGUCAUUUUUUUCUGUCAUUUUUUUGUUUGUUUGUUUGUUUGUUUGGCAGAAUAGAGUUUGAAAUUUAUUCUGCCUCAGCAACUAAUUCAUGGUUGUUUGAAAGUGUCUUUUUAUCUUUAUUUGUUGUUGACACAUUUUAAAUGUGUAUGUUUAAUAAAUGGAGGAGAUUCUGUUGAA